Messenger RNA from Linum trigynum, 1095 nucleotides. Lineage: Eukaryota; Viridiplantae; Streptophyta; Magnoliopsida; Malpighiales; Linaceae. The record is from the annotation of a GenBank genome assembly.
AUGGGGUGCGGGAAUCUGUUCUUCACAGCUCUAAUAAGCUUCUCGGUAGCUCUAAUCACUUACAACGUUCUAAUCGCCGCCAAUGCCCCUCUCAAGCAGGACCUGCCCGGCCCGUCCACAAUUUCCUCCAUCGAUCCAAUCAUCCAGAUGCCCAAGGACAGAUCGAGGAAAUUCGGCGGUUCUUCUUCCACCACCCAGAAGCGCCUCUUCCACACCGCCGUGACCUCCUCCGAUUCCGUCUACAACACCUGGCAGUGCCGGGUGAUGUACUACUGGUUCAAGAAGUUCCGGGAAGGACCCAACUCCGAUAUGGGAGGGUUUACCAGGAUAUUGCACUCCGGCAAGGCCGAUAAGUUCAUGGAUGAGAUCCCCACUUUCGUUGCUCAGCCGCUCCCCUCCGGAAUGGAUCAGGGUUAUAUCGUACUCAAUAGACCAUGGGCAUUUGUGCAAUGGCUUGAAAAAGCGGAUAUCAAAGAAGAUUAUAUAUUGAUGUCGGAGCCUGAUCACAUUAUUGUGAAACCCAUACCGAAUUUGAGCAAAGACGGGCUUGGAGCUGCGUUUCCUUUCUUCUAUAUCGAGCCUAAGAAGUAUGAAACAGUAUUGCGGAAGUACUUCCCUGAGGAAAAAGGGCCAGUUACUAUUAUCGAUCCUAUAGGGAAUUCCCCUGUCAUCAUAGGAAAGGAGUCUCUUAAGAAGAUAGCUCCCACUUGGAUGAAUGUAUCUUUGGCAAUGAAAAAAGAUCCUGAGACCGAUAAAGCCUUCGGCUGGGUGCUUGAAAUGUACGCUUAUGCUGUUUCAUCUGCUUUGCAUGGAGUUGGCAAUAUCUUGUACAAGGACUUCAUGCUUCAGCCUCCCUGGGAUACAGAAAUUGGCACAAAGUUCAUCAUCCAUUAUACUUAUGGAUGUGACUAUGACAUGGAGGGCAAGUUAACCUAUGGUAAAAUUGGUGAAUGGAGGUUUGACAAAAGGUCAUAUGACACAAUUCCACCUCCAAGAAACCUUCCCCUGCCUCCCGCUGGUGUUCCAGAAAGUGUGGUGACACUGGUGAAAAUGGUGAAUGAAGCCACCGCAAACAUUCUAGAUUGGGGAUCAUAG